Molecule: messenger RNA, 1334 nt
Organism: Sinocyclocheilus rhinocerous
Lineage: Eukaryota; Metazoa; Chordata; Actinopteri; Cypriniformes; Cyprinidae
Product: ribonuclease inhibitor-like
Exons: 4
Coding region: 17-898 (293 amino acids)
Molecular function (GO): protein binding
Source: RefSeq, a predicted model, not a curated record
GAGUUUACGGUCUAAAAUGAAGGAAGAGUUUCAACUCAGUUCAUUAAAACAUUUUUCAUUAUCUGAGCUGCAUCAGAGAGCUGUGAAAGAGGUUCUACAGAGUAAAAAUGGACAUCUGGAUCUUUUCCUGCGGUUCCUUCUGGGUUUGUCAGUGGAGUCUCAUCAGAUUCUCCUACAACGAAUAAUGACGCUGAAAAGAAGCAGCUCUGACAGCAAUGAGAAAACAGCUAAGUACAUCAAGAAGAAGAUCAGGACCAUUGACUCUCCAGAGAAAUCCAUCAAUCUGUUCCACUGUCUGAAUGAACUGGGUGAUCGUUCACUAGUGGAGGAAAUACAACAGUAUCUGAAAUCUGGAGGAAUAAAGGAAGCCAAACUCUCUUCAUCUCAGUGGUCAGCUGUAGUUUUUGUGUUGUUGACAUCAGAAGAUGAGCUGAAUGAGUUUUGUCUUGAUAAAUUUGUUAAAGGAAUGAAUAAUCCUGAAAAUAUGAAAGUUCUUCAGAAGUUGCUGGCUGUGAUUAAAGAAUCCAGAUCAGUUCAGUUGAGUGAUUGUGGCGUCACAGAUGAAGGUUGUGCUGCUCUGGCUUCAGCUCUGAGAUCAAACCCCUCACACCUGAGAGAACUGGAUCUGUCUGAGAAUAAACUAAAAAGUUCUAGUAUGAAGCUGCUCUCUGCUGUACUGGAGGAUCCUCACUGUAAACUGGAGAAACUGUGGUUGAGGGUUUGUGGCGUCACAGAUGAAGGUUGUGCUGCUCUGGCUUCAGCUCUGAGAUCAAACCCCUCACACCUGAGAGAACUGGAUCUGUCUGUGAAUAAACUAGGAGAUUCAGUGAAGCUGCUUUCUGAUGUACUACAGGAUCCUCACUGUAAACUGGAGACACUGUGGACUCUCUGUAUUUAGCCGUCAGUCCAGUUUCCUCAGGAUCAGCUGAUGGUGAAUAAGGAGCCGCUACAGAGACGUCACAGUCAUACAAUCAACACAGACUGCGUGAUGGGGACAACAAAAACUUUAGGGAUGUUCAUUUUGGUUCAUUUUCCUGACCGACUCCCAACAUUCGUUAACCAAUCAUUGACCGUUAACUGAGAAAAACAUUAGAUUUAAAUUAAAUUGGAAUGGAUACGUUUUUGUGACCCAUUAACAUACCCAUUCAAAGUAAACCCUUUACAUUUUCUAUUAAUGUCCUAUUCUUAUCUGUAUAACCAAAAUGAUAGAUUUCAAGUCAUUUCCACUGUAAUAAGGAAAAAAAUCCAAGUGAUUGCGGCGGAGCCUCUCGUGGGAAACAUUUGUAUUUGUGCAGAAUGAGAUGUAGGUACAUUUCUCUUUAAAUAAAUGUUUG